UAAAGAUGUAAUACAAAAAGUACAUCACAUCCUAUACUCCAAUCAUAAUGAAUUAAAGAUAUUUGCAUAGAUUUAGUCACUGAUUAUUUUGAUUCCAAUGUUUCAUUAGUACACAUAAAUGUGCCUUAAAUCAUAUACAGUAUUAACAAUAAUAAUAAUAAUAAUAAGUUUAAUACAUUCAUAGACAAAGAACUAAUUUCCUUACAUAUACAUAAUGGGUUCCAUAUUUUCUAUUAACCUUUAACCAUUAAUCAAAGAUCCAUUUUUAUUUUUUUUUCAUCUUCAGUUCACUUAGAGAUUACAAAAAAUGCAUGCUGAACUUAUGCCUAUAUAAUCCAGUAUACAAAACUGAAUUAAAUUUAUGAACUAAUAAAUGAGUUACACUUUCAUUAAAACUUCAAAAUCACUCAUUUAAAAGAAACCAUCAAAUGGAUCCAUUCAUUAUAGAUUCAUAUAAAUUGAAACGUUCAUUGAGUACAAAUAAUUUAGAACAAUUCCAUAGACAUAGUGUAUUUACUGAAAAGCGUAAAUAUUCAAAGAAUUCAAGAUCAUUACAUAAACAUCCUUUCAAUACAUCAUUAAUUCAAUUAAGAAAGAAUAAAAAUACUAAUGGAUGUGAAUUACGUCCAAUUCAUGAUAUUUUAAAUGAAAUUGAAAAUAAUAGUAUGAACAAUACUACUUAUAAUACUACUAUCAAUCAUAAUACUACUGAUAAUGAUAAUAAUAAUAAUCAUCUAUUCAAACCUGACACAAAUGUUGAUUUAAACAAUAUAGAAUUACCAAUUAUUGAAAAUGAAUUAAGUAAUAUAGAACGUUUAUUUUUAUAUGCUGCUGAACAAGGUGAUUUAGGUACAAUUAAACAAUUAACUGAUCAAGUUAAUGAAUUAAAAUUAAAUUUAAAUUGUACUGAUACAUUAGGACGUGAUGUAUUACGUAUUGCUAUUGAAAAUGAACAUAUGGAAUUAUUACAAUUUCUUGUAGCAUUACCACAAUUAGAUUUAAAAGAUUGUAUAUUACAUGCUAUUAAUGAAGAUAAUGUUAUAGCAGUAGAAAUUAUAUUACAUGCACAAACAGAACGUGGAAGUAAAAAAAACUUAAAGGGAUUACUUGGACGUUUUCAAUCCUCAUCAUUUACACCUGAUAUUAAUGGUAUAAUCUUAGCAGCACAUCGUGAUAAUUAUGUAAUAUUAAAAUUAUUACUUGAUCGUGGUGAUCGUAUAUAUAAACCACAUGAUUUACGAUGUGCAUGUAAUAUAUGUACAAAAGCAAGACGUGAAAAUGGAUUACAACAUUCAACAUUAAGAAUUAAUACAUAUCGUGCUUUAACAAGUCCAUCAUUUAUUAUUUUAACUAGUAAUGAUCCAAUUUUAACGGCGUUUGAAUUAAGUUGGGAAUUGAAAAAAUUGGGUGAACUUGAAAAUGAAUUUAGAACAGAAUAUGAAGAAUUGGAAGCGAAAUGUCAAAAAUUUGCAACUGACAUGUUAGCACAAACUCGUAGUUCAUCUGAAUUGUCUAUUGUUUUAAAUCAUUAUACUGGAGCUGAUGUAUCAGGUUGCCAUGUCAGUGGAAUAAAUCAAUCCUUAUCAGAGGAUAUCAUUGAAAAAAUGCAAUUAUCACGAUUGAAAUUAGCUAUAAGAUAUGGACAAAAACAGUUUGUAGCUCAUCCACAUUGUCAACAAUUAUUAGCUGCUAUUUGGUAUGAAGGAUUGCCUGGAUUUCGUCAAAAACCAGUAUUUGCUCAAUUAACAACUAUUGGAACAUUAUGUUCUUUAUUUCCAUUAUUAGCUACAUUUUAUAUGCUUGCACCACAUUCAAAAUUGGGUAGUAUGAUGAGAAAACCAUUUAUAAAAUUUUUAUGUCAUAGUAGUUCAUAUUUAUCAUUUUUAGCUCUACUUACAUUGGCUGCUACGCGUGUCGAGUUCUUAUUGACAAAUUCUCUUGAUCAACGUAUGCAUGAUCGUGGACCAACACCAUCGUUAACAGAAUCAGCUUUAGUUAUUUAUGUUAUAGGUUUUGUUUGGCAACAAAUGAAAAAACUUUAUAUAUGGGGUUUACGUGCAUAUUUAACUGAUAUGUGGAAUCUUGUAGAUUUUGUUAUGAAUGCACUUUACAUAGCAACUAUAUCAUUGAGAACAGUUGCAUGGGCUAGAAUUGUAUUCUAUAAUGAACCACGUUAUAUUAAUCGUGGUCAAUGGGAUUCAUUUGAUCCAGUACUUGUAUCAGAAUGUUUAUUUGCUGCAGCUAAUAUAGUAUCAACAUUAAAAUUAGUUUAUGUAUUUACUGUUAGUCCACAACUUGGUCCAUUACAAAUAUCAUUAGGUCGUAUGUUACAUGAUAUAUUUAAAUUUUUUUGUGUUUAUUUCUUGGUAUUGGUUGCAUUUGCAUUUGGAUUUAAUCAAUUAUAUUGGUUUUAUGCAAAAAAUCGUUCUAGAAAUUGUAAAAAUGUUCAUUUUACAUUAGAAGAAGGACAAAAAGAUGUAUAUGAUUAUUGUAUUACAAGAGGUACUUAUUUUACUAACUUAUUCGAAAUUGUUCAAUCACUGUAUUGGUCCGCUUAUGGUUUGAUUGAUUUGACAAGUCUCAAUUUGGAAUAUCCACAUGCAUUUACGGAGUUUGUAGGUAAACUAACAUUUGGCACCUACUCAUAUAUUGCUUUCAUCGUCUUACUGAAUAUGCUGAUCGCUAUGAUGAAUAAUUCAUAUGAACAAAUUGUAGGUCAAGUUGAUAUUGAAUGGAAAUUUGCUAGAUCUAAAUUAUGGAUUAGUUAUUUUGGUGAAGGUUGUACUGUACCAGUACCAUUUAAUAUAAUACCUACACCAAAAACAUUUAUGUAUAUGUUAAAUACAAUUAAAAAUUUAUUUUUAAAUUGUUCUAAUAAGAAACAAUUACAUCGUAAUGAUUGGGAAACAAUUCGAUUACGUAUAAAACAAGUUAAAGAAUGUGAAACACGUUAUCAAAAUGUAAUGCAUGAAUUAACUAAACGUUAUCUUAUGCAAAAAUUACGUUCAAGUGAAAAUGAUAUUGUUACUGCAGAUGAUUUAAGUGAAAUUAAAGGUGAUAUAAGCGCAUUUCGACAUGAAUUAUUAGAUAUACUUAAAUCAAAUGGAAUGAAAAUACCAGCUUAUCAUAAAACAGUGUCCAAACUAAGACGUGGCCGAGAAGUUUAUCAACUUUCAGAAAUACAAGAAAUGGUACGUGGUAAGAAAUCUAAAGAAUCAAUAAAACGAGCAAAUAUUAGUAUUAAUGAAAACAAGUCGACACAAUCGAAACCAUUGUUUAGUGAUAUAAAACAGCCAGUUCAUAGAAAAAUCACAACUUCUACUGGAAUUAAUAAAAGUGAUUUUGACAAAACUUUAUUACCUAGUAGUACUAGUAUUGGUGGUAUAAUUGGUCCAGUAGAUAAUCCAGCUUUUGAAAAUGAAGAAGUAAUCGUGAACAAGACUUCAAUAAAUUCAUCAAUUGAUUUAGAUGAGAAAAAGCAAAGAAAAUCAACUACAGUUUUAGACCAAGAAACUUCAGUAUCUGAUGUAACGAGUCAACAAUUAAAUCCUAAUUUUAUUCCAUGUACAAGUACUGUAGUUUGUGAAGAAACGAUAACUAACAACACUGAUCAAAACACAGUUGAGAAACAAUUUCAGCAGUCAAAAUUAAAACAACCACCAUCUCAAUUAUCCAUUGAAACAAAGACACCUUCAAUGAACAUUAUCAAAAAUGAUAAGAUGCCAAAUUUAAAAAAUUUAACAUUCACAAAUGAAACCAGGAGUCAAACAGUUAAACAAGAUCAUGCCGAUAAGAUUGAAAGUGUAGAAAAUGAAGCAACUAGUCAACUCUUUUCUGAUAGAAAAUCAGCUGAUCAUAAAACUAUUGAACAUUGUAAACUAAACAAAAUUAGUCACCAUCCAAUGGAUGAUUGUUCACAGAUAAAAAAUCAACGUAGUGAUCUUGUUUAAAUGAUACUUGAAAGUUAUUUAUGAAAAAAAAAUGUGAAUGAACAAAAACAUUUUGUUUUACUAUGGGUUAUUUUUCUCAACUUAUAUCGUGAUGGAUAGAAUGAUUUAAUCAAAUAAAAUGGAAGAAAUUAUUGGAAUGAUUAACUUUUGUCCAUUGUCACAGUUGAAAGCGUAGAUCAAUUGAAGCUAGACCACCGUG
Schistosoma rodhaini is the source of this 4149-nucleotide messenger RNA. Lineage: Eukaryota; Metazoa; Platyhelminthes; Trematoda; Strigeidida; Schistosomatidae. The record is from the annotation of a GenBank genome assembly.